This is a messenger RNA of Topomyia yanbarensis, 1781 nucleotides long. RefSeq names its product putative nuclease HARBI1. The record is from RefSeq and is a predicted model, not a curated record. The coding region runs from base 1026 to 1781 and encodes 251 amino acids. NCBI's taxonomy places the organism in Eukaryota, Metazoa, Arthropoda, Insecta, Diptera, Culicidae. The transcript is spliced from 5 exons.
UCAAUUCGGCUACAAGAUCGGAAAGCACCGUGGUCAUUAAAGGAUCACAUUUGGAAGAAAUGGAAUACACUAUAAAGAACACAUCUAGAAAGUAAUUCCCCAUGUAUUAAAUGGUGUUUGUUGUGGUGGGAAUCUAGGUGGACUGACUCUUGUCCUCCUACCUAGCCCUACACGUACAAAACAUAAUGCGAUAGAAUCAUUACCACAAACAAUAGCAAAAUUUGUGUCUGCUGUUCAGUAAUAUUGACGGCAAAAGUUGCGUCUCAAAAUCAACAACCAGCACCAUCAUUGAGGAAGUGCACACUCGUGACCCGGAAAAACCUUGAUAUAUUUAACAAUCGAACAAUAACCAAGAAAAACGUGUGAAAGUAAACCAGCCGAAAAGUGGUAAAACAGUAGUUUCACCGAGAUGUUUAUAUACCCACGAAUUAUAUACACUCGUAUAUCACUAAAUUUGCUGAUAUGGAGGCCCUUAUUACUGUUCUCACUUCCACGUUCACUUUCACUUCAUCGACACGUCACUUCACUUUUUUUACUUAUUACCGUUGUCACCGACAGUGAAGUGAUGAAAAUGAACACCGUGAAGUGAGAGUGACAGUGAGGUGAUGUUCGGAAUAACCAUUAUACGUGAUGUUCAUAAUUGCCUGCUCUGUCAAUCUGUUUUGCUUUGCUCAGAAAAAUAUCGACGGAAAAGGAUUAAAAUGAGUGUUGGAUUGUGGUUUGAUACCGAUAGUGAAGACGAGGAGGAUUAUACCGACCUGGCAGCGGAACGUAGACGGAUAAGAGAUAAAUCAAAUCCGCUGGAUCAAACUGAAAAAUCAUUCAUUCAAUUCUUCAGGAUUUCUAAGGAUAUUUUUAAAUAUUUAUUGGAUAUUAUCGAUACUAAAAUCAACCCUGUUUAACAAUCUAUGUCGGUUCCUCCAAUGAUUAUGCUGACAGCCUUUUUUCCUUUUUUAUUUCGACUAUAAGGGAACUAUCAGAAGGGCGUAGGAAACGAUCGUUUCAUUGGAUUGGCACAACCUACGAUGUCAAAUGUUUUGAAACUUGUUUUGGGCAUAAUUGAAACAGAAGUCUGUCCGGCCGUCAUCCAGUUUCCAUCCGAAGACAAUGAAAUAAGCGCCAUUAAAUUAGGUUUCUAUGGAAAAACUGGAUUCCCAGGAGUAAUUGGAUGUGUAAAUGGAACCCACGUUAGCAUCAUUCCGCCAGUCCGCAAUAAACAUCUGUUCUACAAUCGCAAAGGCUUUUACAGUCUGAAUGUAAUAUUGGUUUGCGAUCAUAAUUUGAUGAUUCGGUAUCUUGAUGCUAAUCAUCCAGGUUCCUCGCAUGACUCGUUUGUUUGGAAUGGCAGUUCUGUAAAUCAGUUACUGUUACAAAGAUACAAUAACGGGGAGAGGAACUCCUGGUUACUCUGUGAUGCUGGUUACCCUUUGACACCAUUUCUAAUCACUUCUUUCCGUACAGGUGAAAAUACCACAGAACGACAGACAAGGUUCAACGAAAUUCACUCCAAAACUCGAAUCACCGUGGAAAGAGCAAUUGGAGUGGUCAAGAAUACCUUCCGAUGCUUGCUAGCAGCAAGACAGCUGUAUUAUAAACCUGAAAAAGCUACGCAAAUUAUCAACGUUUGCGUAGCCCUACAUAACCUCCGCAUGAAGCAAAAAAUGGAAUACGAUGAACCAGAAUUACCAAAUGGAGAGAACAAUCCAGAACUGCGCGAUGUUGGUAGAAAUGAGAGUGAUGCGAGUAGAAUAAGAGAAGAAAUUAUGAACAACAUUUUAUGA